CACGUUCUCCCGCCUCUGUAUAAAAGCCGCCGCCGACCCCUGACAGCCCGCCUGGUGAUGCCCGCCGUUAGGGUAGAAGUCCACGUGUCCAAGAGCGUCCGCGUAGCCAAGCCCUGACAGACGGAGGUUGCAGGAGCUGCUGAGGGCGAUGAAGGGCCGCCGUAUUAACAGUCCAGCAUGAGAGGAGUGUCGGUGAGCGCACGGCGGCCACAGGUCACAGGAGGAGGCAGAGGAGCGGCGUGUGUGUGUGUGUGUGUGUAUAGUGUGUAAACAUGGCGUCGUCGCUGAGGUCUUUGCCGGACGAGAGUUUGCGGCGGCGGCUGCUGGAGCACGGCAUCACGUCGCCCCUCACGCCCAGCACGCGGGGCAUCCUCAUCAAGAAGCUCAACCACGCCCUGGCCGCCAGCAGGAAGGCGGCGCCCGCCACCGCCCGCGCCAGGAGGAGCACACGGAGCCGCGGGCUGCACACCCUCAGCUCGGACGAGGACGACGACGAGGACGAGGACCAGCACGACCACUCCCUGGCCUCCAGCAGGGCCGCCAGGGACGGCCAGCUCCCGCCCGCCAGGCGCCGGCUGUCACGCGGCGGCGGGGCUGACGAGGCCGCGGCGCUGACGCCCGCUGACGCCCACCGCCGCUUCUUCCCCGCCCGGGGCCGCGGCGGGCGUGCCGGGGCGGCCGCCGCCAGGCCGCGCGAGGACUACGACACGGGCUCAGACUCCGACCCCGCCGAGGCCAUGGCGGGCCAGGACCACCGCGAGGCCCCCAGGCCGCGGGGCGCCCACGCCGACCCCCUGGCCCCGGGGUACCGGCUGGGCGCGGGGCACAGCCACAACCACAGUGCCGGGGCGGGCCAGGCGUCGCGGGCCAGGGCCAGUGUCAGUGCCAGGGGCCACCUGCAGAAUGGGCGUGACUGGGUGGAUGCUGGGGGGGGCGGGGUGGCGGAGUCUGCGGCGGCAGCAGCGGACACCCUGGUGAGCCAGGCGGAUGGGCCGAGCCGCCUGGCCAACGGGCGGCACCACCACAACAGCAGCGCGGCAGAGUGCCAGGGGGCGGAGGAGGAGGAGAGCACCUGGCACUACAAGGUGCCGCUGCUGCUGCUGGUGCUGCUGGCGGUGUUCUUCGGCGUGGUGGCGGCGCUCUACGUCAACAUGCGCGUGCCACUGCUGCCCACGCUGUGUUCUGUGCCUGCCAUGGCCGCACGAGCCCUGGCAUCCCUCUCUGUGCCUUUCUCCGCCACACCCACUCCCCCGCCCCUGCCCCUGCCCGCACCCCCGGACACACAGCUGCCGCCCAAGCCCUCAGCGCCGCCGCCCACGCCCACAGAAAAUAGAUUUCCAGUAUGCAGCAGCACAUUGAAGGCCAAAUGCCUGUCAGUACAAGCGAUGGCGUUGGUCCAGCCAGUGUUGGGUCGCCUGGAGGAGGUGGUGUUGCCCGCACUACACCAGCAGGCGGGCCGGCACCAAUGCGGCGAGGCACCUACCAAGUACCUGCCCACCUCGGCACUCCAGGACCUGCUACAGCGACACAUGGCUACCUCUUGGAGUCCAACGGAAGGGGAGAAGGUGGUGGAGUCCCUGGGCAGCCUGGUGGAGUGGAACCCUCACUGGGGGCUGGAGGCGGUUCGUGGGGGAGCAACGGGGGGCGAGGGGGGGGCUCUGCUGGGCGUACAGGUGGCGUCACAGCCCACCUAUAUACUGUGCCACAUCACCACUGCCAUCUACUCCUUCCUCUACCUCAUCAUGGGGCUGGUGACAGCCCUGGUCACCGCCUGGCUAGCGUUCUCCUGCACCAGAUACUACAGAUGGAAAGCGGAAGAGGAAAAGCAACAGAUGUACGAGCUGGUGGAGCAGAUCCUGGAGGUGCUGGGCGGCCUGGGUGGGGCGUCGGGGAAGGACUUUGUAGCGGUGAACCACGUGCGGGACUCCCUCAUCAGCCCUCGCGAUCGCCGCACCAAACAGCAUCUCUGGGAGCGUGCCGUUGCCUUCAUCAACCACAACGAGUCUAGGGUGCGGCGUGAGAUCCAGGCGGUCGGUGGUGAGGACUGUGUGGUGUGGCGGUGGGCGUCGGGUGUGCCCCAGUCCCACCACUCCCCCGGUUCCUCCCCUGGGGUGGACAGUGGGGGCGGGGGAGGCCGGCCGCCCCCCAAGGUAUGGCAGGGGCCCGCCUUCAACACCCUCAGCCCUCACAAUGUGCCCAAUGUGUCUCCAACUUCCUGCCUCAAGAUUAGAAACAUGUUCGACUGUGAUGUGGAGUUUGGGGACAGCUGGCCGGCCCGCAUCCAGGACAGCAUCCUUGAGAAGUGCGAGGGCAUCAGCAUUGUGCAUGUGGUGGUGGACCGCAGCUCCCGCGAGGGGUGCGUCUACCUCAAGUGUGCCUCGCUGGUUGACUCUGGCCGGGCCUUCAGGGCGCUGCAUGGCUGGUGGUACGAUGGUAACUUGGUGACAGUUAAGUUCCUCCGUGACGAGCGUUACCACCAGCGGUUCCCCUCGGCCCACUACGCCACCCUGCGCCUCCACCCGUCCAACAACAAGCGCCUCUCACUGCAACAACAACAACAGCUAGCAAACGCAAAUGCCAACACCAACGCCGCAGGUCAGCCAGAGACACCCUGCGCCACCUAAUAUACACACACAUACUCACACACACAUACAUACAGACACACACACACUCACACACACACGUACAGUUCUAGUAUUGGUGGUUCUCAAGACGUGUUUGGUUGGUGUUUGUGGAAGUGAUGGGCAGAUAAUUACUUACCAUUUAUAUUAUUAUUAUUAUUAUUAUUAUUAUUAUUAUUAUUAUUGUCGUCAUUGUCUUCUUCUUUUUCUCCGUUCUUUCUCUUUCCUCCCUUCCUUCCUUCCUUUCUUUCCUUCUAGUCUUCAUUUUCUCCCCCUCUUCCUCCAUCUCAAUCCUUCUUUCCUUCCUUCCUCUCUUUUCCUUUCCUCUUCUCUCCUCCUCCUCCUCCUCCUCCUCCUCCUCACUUUCUCCAUUUUAAUCCUUCCUCCUCCUUUCAUUUCUAUCUUCAUUUCCUUCCUCUCCUCCUCCUCCUCCUCCUCCUUCUCACUUUCUCCAUCUUAAUCCUUCCUCCUCCUUUCAUUUCUAUCUUCAUUUCCUUGCUCUCCUCCUCCUCCUCCUCUUCCCCCUUCCAUUCAAUCCCCCUAUGAUAAAGUCCCCCCUCUCUUGACAAGCCUUGGAGUUGGUGAGUGAGUGAGUGAGGGUCAUACUGUUGUUGCCAUGUUCGGAGUGCCAGCAAGUGCCGAUAUCCAAUGAAUCCUGGCCGGCGUUUGUUCAGCCUUGCCCCGCGUCAGUGCCAUCAGUGCCGCCGACGACCGCAAGGCCUCGUACCAGACGGAGGGUUGCUGUAUAUUAUUUUUUUACUAUUCGAAUAGGACACGACCGACGUACGUAUAUGUAUGCAAAUGUAUAGUCUAUAUUUUUCGUGUUGCUGCUGCUGCUGCUUCUACUACUACUACUACUACUACUACUACUACUACUACUACUACUACUACUACUACUACUACUACUGCUGCUGGUCUUGUGUGUGUGUGUGUGUGGAUGGUAAUGUAUGUAUACGUGUGUGUGUGGGAAGGAGUGACUGAUUGUGUGUGUGUGUGUGUGUGAAAAGGAAAUACUGAAUAAAAGGAGGAAUGAGGAGUUGUAAAAAAGGAGGAGAAGAAAGAGGAAGAGGAGGAGGAGGAGAAAAAAAUAGAGAAGAAAUUUUAACUUGAUCAAAACAAGAAAAUAUUUUAAGUGUGUGUGUGGUCGGAAAUGUUUUUAAAUUCUUCAGUCUUUAGCAGAGGUUGGUUGGGCACGUCACUGUAGGUUAACUUUCUGUACAUAGUAUCCUUAACCCUUCUAAUAUUACUACCACUAUUACUUUACUAUCAUUACAAAACAGAUGAUAACGAUAUAAUGACUUACUUCUAUGACUACUAUUAUUAUUACUGUUAUUAUUAUUAUUAUUACUUGUGUUAUUAUUAUUAUAUUUGUCAAGUCGCCAUUUGGUCUCAUCUGCAAGGACACUGCCAAAAGUAUUCCAAAUAUUGUGUGUGUGUGUGUGUGUGAGAGAGAGAGAGAGAGAGAGAGAGAGAGAGAGAGAGAGAGAGAGAGAGAGAGAGAGAGAGAGAGAGAGAGGUGGUGGUGUGUAUUGAAAGUGCAAGACAAAGACCUGACAAAGUGUUGGUAUUAGGAUUGGAACACAUGUAAAUAGGAUCGUGUAUGUGUGUGCAUGUGUGAGAGAGAGAGAGAGAGAGAGAGAGAGAGAGAGAGAGAGAGAGAGAGAGACACAGGACAAGAGAGAGAGAGGAAAUGGAGGAAAAAGGGAGUUAUGAGAGAGAGAGAGAGAGAGAGAGAGAGAGAGAGAGAGAGAGAGAGAGAGAGAGAGAGAGAGAGAGAGAGAGAGAGAGAGAGAGAGAGAGAGAGAGAGAGAGAGAGAGAGAGAGAGAGAGAGAGAGAGAGAGAGAGAGAGAGAGAGAGAGAGAGAGAGAGAGAGAGAGAGAGAGAGAGAGAACAAGGACAUAAGAGAGAGAGGAAAUGGAGGAAAAAGGGAGUUAAGAGAGAGAGAGAGAGAGCCUGCCUUAGUUUGUGUGCACAGUUUGUCAGAGACGUACACAGUUUCUCAAAGACGUGCAUGGUUUUUCAGAGGUGGCGUACACGGUGUCAGAGGUGUACACGAUUUGUCAGAGGUGUACACGGUCUCUCAGAGGUGUGCACGGUUAACUGAAAGCAUACAUGGUUUGUCAAAGGUGUACACAGUUGAUCAGUGCCACUCACCAAGAGGUAUAUGCAGAUUGUCAGUGCCAGUGUUAGUGCCAGCUAGGUCUUCGGCACUCACCAGUUUGUCAGUGUCAGUGCCGAGUGUGUUCUGGUUGGGGAUAGCAAGAGAGAGAGAGAGAGAGAGAGGAUAGGAAAGGUUUUGGCUGUGGAGAGAAAAAAAAGAAAGGGAGAGGAAAAUAUAAUGUGUGCCCAGGGAGAGAAAAAGGAAGCAUUGUGUGUCUGUGGAGAGGAAAAGACAGGGAGAGGAAAAUGUAAUGUCUGCCCAGGGAGAGAAAAAGGAAGCAUUGUGUGUCUGUGGAGAGGAAAAGACAGGGAGAGAAAAAGAAAGCAUUGUGUGUCUGUGGAGAGGAAGAGACAGGGAGAGGAAAAUAUGUGUGCCCAGGGAGAGAAAAAGAAAGCAUUGUGUGUGUGGAGAGGAAAAGACAGGGAGAGGAAAAUAAAGCAUUGUGUGUCUGUAGAGAGGAAGAGACAGGGAGAGGAAAAUAUAAUGUCUGCCCAGGGAGAGAAAAAGAAAGCAUUGUGUGUCUGUGGAGAGGAAGAGACAGGGAGAGGAAAAUAUAAUGUGUGCCCAGGGAGAGAAAAAGAAAGCAUUGUGUGUCUGUGGAGAGGAAGAGACAGGGAGAGGAAAAUAUAAUGUCUGCCCAGGGAGAGAAAAAGAAAGCAUUGUGUGUCUGUGGAGAAGAAAAGACAGGGAGAGGAAAAUAUAAUGUCUGCCCAGGGAGAGAAAAAGAAAGCAUUGUGUGUCUGUGGAGAGGAAAAGACAGGGAGAGGAAAAUAUGUGUUCCCAGGGAGAGAAAAAGAAAGCAUUGUGUGUCUGUGGAGAGGAAAAGACAGGGAGAGGAAAAUGUGUGUGCCCAGGGAGAGAAAAAGAAAGCAUUGUGUGUCUGUGGAGAGGAAAAGACAGGGAGAGGAAAAUAUGUGUGCCCAGGGAGAGAAAAAGAAAGCAUUGUGUGUCUGUGGAGAGGAAAAGACAGGGAGAGGAAAAUAUAAUAUGUGCCCAGGGAGAGAAAAAGAAAGCAUUGUGUGUCUGUGGAGAGGAAAAUAGUGUGUCUACUGAGAGGGAAAAAAAUAAAAUGCCCGGAGUGUUGUGUGCCUAGCAAGAUGACAAGAAAGAGAAAGAAAAGAAAGAAAGUAAAAUAAAGUAUUGAGCCAGUGUGUUCUGCUGUGGCUGGAGUGUUGCGUCCCCAUCAGGAGGGAAAAAAACCUGUUCGUUGAGAGAGAAAAACAAAGGAAAGAGACCAAAAUAAUGUGUUGUUAUGGGUUCUUGUGGUAGUAAAGAGGGUAGUAAAAUAUGCCCGGAGUGUUGUGUGCCCAGCAAGAAAGAGAGAAAGAAAGAAAAAGUGUUGAGCCAGUGUGUUCUUGAGAGGGAGAAAAAAACUGUCCAUUGUGUAGGAAAAAUACUGCGUUCUUAUGGGGUUACUGAGUGCCGCGCCCCAUCCCGAACAGCCCGCCCCAGCACCCUAGUAGCGGACGCCUUGACUAGGGGUGCGAGGGCUUACCAAGGGAACACUGUGUCGGGCUUCUUCAGAAAUAUCACGGCUUAGGGCGGACGAUGUGAGGUUUUCCAAGGGUCAUUUUGUUGAUUUUUUGUAAUGUUUUUUUGAUAUGUGAUUGUGUGUGUGUGUGUGUGUGUUAAUAUUCUCUCUCUCUCUCUCUCUCUCUCUCUCUCUCUCUCUUUUUUUUCUCUCCUUCCCUUCUUCCUUCCUCCCUUCCUCCUUUUUCCCCCUAUUUCUAUCCUAUCCAGUCAGUCAGUCAGUCAGUCAAUCUCUCCCUCCUUCCCUUCCCUUUCCAUUUCUUCUCUUAUAUUUUCCUUCUUAUAUUCUUUUUUUUCUUCUCUUCUUAUUCAUAUCUUACUUUUUAUAUUCCAUUUCUUCACUUGUAUUUUCCAGCCAGUCAGUCAGUCAGGUGAUCUCUCCCUCCCUCCCUCUUUCUCUCCAUCCCUCCUCCCUCCUUUCCUCCCUUCCCUGGUGUUGUUUCUGGAGAGGUUCGAGUCAUGGAAGAACUUCAAACUUUUCAUAUCUUAGCAUUUUAGGGACAACAAAUUAUUAUUAUUAUAUUCAGAGAGUCUAAUACUAUUUUGCUUGGCCGGAAGUGACCGCUUAAUGUGUUCAUGUAUGUUGUAUUGAGGGGAGAGAGAGAGAAGGACCUGGACCUGGUGGACCUGGCGCCACGUGGUGGUGGAGUCCGGACCACCACCGCCACCACCACUAUGUCACUGUCACAAGACUAGCCUUCAGUAGCUCUCCACAAUAUAUGUGCUUUCAAAUAAACAAAUUUUAUGUUCAUUGGAAUA
Eriocheir sinensis (Chinese mitten crab) is the source of this 7072-nucleotide messenger RNA. RefSeq lists its product as uncharacterized. Bases 273 to 2624 code for a protein of 783 amino acids. The record is from RefSeq and is a predicted model, not a curated record. Gene Ontology annotation, molecular function: chromatin DNA binding. Gene Ontology annotation, biological process: nuclear envelope organization; negative regulation of BMP signaling pathway. Gene Ontology annotation, cellular component: nuclear inner membrane. NCBI's taxonomy places the organism in Eukaryota, Metazoa, Arthropoda, Malacostraca, Decapoda, Varunidae. The transcript has 11 exons.